UCCCCCGCGGCGGGUGAGUGACAGGCGGCCGCUGAGGAGCGGCGAGGACGUCGAGCGCCCCCCGCGCGUGCGACGAGGCGGCCCUGACGGGGCAGCGCGGCCCGCCCGGUCCCCCUUCUGGCUCGCUCCGACGACCCUCCCCCCCCAAGAUCCCCACCACGACUACCACGGCGGCGGCGACGGCGGGGUCCGGGCUCCUCACCCGCCCCCCGAUGACUGCGGCAAACGGCGGAGGCGCCCACGACGACUUCGACUUCAGGCUCAUCUUCGGGGAGGAAGACGGCGACCCGCCGGGGCCUCCCUCCGCCUCCGCAACAGCAGAUCUCGAACCUGAUGACUGCGGAUCUUUGUGCAUUUUCAGCGUCGACCACUCUUCAUCCGUAAAUCAUCCUAUUUGUAUCCCGUGUCAUGGAUUUCAAACACACCCUUCUCCUUUGUCUUCGCCUGCUAAAUUGCAGGGUCACAAAAGCUACGAAGGAACCUGUGAAAUACCCGAUUCUAAGUACAGUCCACUUGGUGGGCCUAAGCCUUUUGAAUGUCCUAGUAUUCAGAUUACAUCCAUCUCUCCAAACUGUCAUCAUGGAAUAGAAGCCAGCGAGAAUGAAUUGCACACCAACGGCACUCAAAAUGAAUAUCUGGAAAGGCCUUCAAGGGACCACUUGUACCUUCCUCUUGAGCCAUCUUACCGAGAGUCAUCCCUUAGCCCAAGUCCUGCCAGCAGCAUUUCCUCUCGGAGCUGGUUCUCAGAUGCUUCCUCUUGUGAGUCAGUCUCUCAUAUUUACGAUGACGUGGAUUCGGAACUGAAUGAAGCUGCCGCUCGCUUUACCCUUGGGUCCCCUUUGGCAUCUCCUGGAGGUUCUCCAAGAGGCUGCCCAGUUGACGACCCUUGGCAACAACCGUAUGGAUUCGGGCAUGCCUUGUCACCGAGACAAUCCCCUUGUCACUCUCCUAGGACUAGCAUCACAGACGAGAAUUGGCUUAGCCCAAGACCAACCUCCAGGCCCUCAUCCAGGCCUACAUCGCCCUGUGGGAAGCGCCGACAUUCGAGUGCUGAAAUCUGUUACCUCGGCUCCCUUUCUCCUCAUCAUUCUCCCUCUCCAUCACCCGGACAUUCUCCUAGGGGGAGUAUCACGGAAGACACCUGGUUGAAUUCUUCCCUCCAUGGUCUCGGUCCCGGCCUUGCGUCUUUCCAGUGUUGCGGAGAUACUGACAUACCUCUUAAGACCAGGAAGACCUCCGAGGAUCAGACUACAAUUAUUGCUGGGACAGCCGAGCUUUGUUCUGACGACCCGGGCAAUUUAUCUCCAUCCCUUGAAACGGCGAUAGACGAUAGCUCCGUAUCCCAUCAUAUGUUAAAAAAAGAUUUGCCUGGUGACCAAUUCCUUUCUGUCCCUUCACAUUUUACCUGGAAUAAACCAAAGCCGGGCCAUACUCCUAUAUUUCGCACAUCUUCAUUGCCGCCUCUAGACUGGCCUUUACCCAUACAAUAUGGGCAGUGUGAACUGAAAAUAGAAGUACAACCAAAAACUCAUCACAGAGCACAUUAUGAAACGGAAGGCAGCAGAGGAGCAGUAAAAGCAUCUACUGGUGGUCAUCCUGUAGUCAAGCUCCUAGGUUACAAUGAAAAACCUGUAAAUCUUCAAAUGUUUAUUGGGACAGCAGAUGAUCGGUACUUACGACCACAUGCUUUUUACCAAGUGCACAGAAUCACAGGAAAAACAGUUGCCACAGCGAGUCAAGAAAUCAUCCUUGCCAGCACCAAAGUCUUGGAAAUUCCUCUUUUACCUGAAAACAACAUGACUGCCAGUAUUGACUGUGCAGGUAUUCUGAAGCUCCGCAAUUCAGACAUAGAGCUUCGGAAGGGGGAGACGGAUAUUGGAAGGAAAAACACAAGAGUGAGGCUCGUAUUUCGUGUCCAUAUCCCACAGCCGAGUGGGAAGGUCUUGUCCCUUCAGGUUGCCUCUAUACCUGUUGAAUGCUCUCAGAGAUCGGCCCAGGAACUUCCUCAGAUAGAGAAAUACAGCAUCAGCAGUUGCUCCGUAAACGGAGGCCAUGAAAUGAUUGUUACAGGCUGUAACUUCCUUCCAGAAUCAAAAAUUUUAUUUCUGGAAAAGGGGCAAGAUGGACGGCCCCAGUGGGAAGUGGAAGGAAAAAUAAUUAGAGACAGGAGUCAAGAGGCUGCGCUCAUUCUUGAAGUUCCUCCGUAUCACAACAAAGCAAUUACAGCGGCCGUCCACGUACAGUUCUACGUUUGCAACGGCAAAAGGAAAAAAAGCCAGGCUCAGCGUUUUACAUAUAUUCCAGUUGUAUUGAAACAAGAGAACAGAGAUGAAAUGGACUUGUCUUCAGUCCCAUCGUUGUCCCUGACUCACUGUAAAGGACUCUCUCCUGUCCAAACCCAGUUGCCUUCUCCUGACCCAGGGCUUUCACACGAUAGUUUACUUCCUCCUUCCUCCAGGAACCUUGUCUGUCCCCUACAGCCGCCCUUCACGCCCAUGGUAUCGUCAACAGUAACUCAGUUGUCCCACAUACAAGGUAGAAAUCUUAGUCCAGGUGAAGAGCAUCCUGCCCUGUCUUCAGCUGUAGUCCAUCCGUCUUUUCAGGUCACAGCAGCAUCUUCUGUGGGGCCUUCCUACCAGUCUAUGCAACCCAAUGUUAUGUUUAAUGGACAGCCUGGUCUUCCCAUGGAUCCUGUCUCUUCCAGUCAAGGAUAUGAGGCAAUUUCAUUUCAGCAAGACGCACCUGUACCUCCACUGAUAAACCUCAGCUGCCAGUCUCUGCCACCCAUCCCAUAUCAUACUUCGAGUUCAGGUUCGGUGUCAACGUCCAACGUUGCAACUGGAGGACAUACUUCAGCACACCUAGCUCAAUCGAGACACUCCUCGCCUCAUUUGCAAUCCAUGCGAUACCAUUGUCCCGAUCCUCAGCAAAGCCCUGUCUCUUCUGCAGUGACUCAGUCCCUUGGACCCCCUUCCACACAGUUGCAGCCAAUGACUUUUUCUUCAAAUCCAGGUAAUUCCUCCUCCUCCUCAUCAUCCCCCAAAUCUUCUCAUUCUUUAGUCCAUUCACCACGUUCUGGGCCAUCUUCGCCACAGUUGCAACCUCUACCUUACCAUCUUUCUAGCUCGGGAUCUGCCUCAUCUCCUCCUCCUCCUCCUCCAGCCUCUCUCAGUCAGUCUGGGCAACAGUCCCCACAAGAGCAUAGCCCAGGUUUGGGUGGAAUCGCCACAGCUUCAUCUUUGCUGCAUCAUAACAUAUGUGACACAUCUCCAUUUCCAUCAGAAGGGUCAACUGUUAAUAUUAAGCCUGAACCAGAAGAUCAAGAGUUAAAUUUUCAGACAAUGGGAUUGGAAGACAUCACGUUAGAUGAUGUGACGGAAAUCAUUGGAAGAGACAUGCCGCAGAUCUCUGCAUCCCGUGGAGCAGGAGGUGCCGUCCUGCAGAAACCUGGAGAGACCCAGGAAGCUUUGCACUUUUCCUCUGAGUAACGUUAUGUCCCCCUUUAGAUCUACUGUGCUUCCGAUUACGUGGCCUUGAUGAUCCUGGACACUGGAUCCCUACAGAGCUGUUCUAGGAGAGCGGGAAAGAGAGUGGUAACAGGAAACAGGUUGAGUUUUAGAUUUUUAGGAUGCUGUAAAAAAUAGAAAGGAUUACUUUAUAAAAAUGGACACCAAGAAGUGACCCAAGAUUACUCUAACCUUGAGUAAAAUACCAAUGAGCUUUGCUUGUCUUGUGCAUUUAACAUAAUUCUUUUAUAUGAAGUGCUUCAUUGUAUGGAGAAGCGUAGUUUUGCUCUCAAAUAUGCACAGUUACUGAAUGUGGGUAAUUUUUUUUUUAAUAAACACCAUCUUUGUAUGCUGCUUUUCUUUAGGAGAGAUACUAAGAUUGUAAUAAAAAUUUGUAUACCUUUUGGACGGUCUUUUUGAAGAGCCUUUAAGCAUAUGUGGUUUCAAACUGAUUUUUUAAAAAUAAUAAUAAUAAUAAUAAUAUAAUAAUAAUAAUACUCUCUCUCAAAGGCACAGAAGUCUCUAUCAUCUGAAGCCAAUGCCUUUGGAAGUCUCACAAAUGAAUCAUGGUUACCAUUUUCUUUGGAGCUUUAGGAAGCAAAGCCAAAUGUAGACCUGUGUUCCUGGGACACUGAAAAAUUUUGGUAGGCUUGCAAAGAACACCAGUCCAACAUGGCAAGAUUGGGAUAGAAACGACAUUCCAAAACCUGACUUUUAUACCUUCGUACCUUUGCUAGCACAGACCUGUUCUAAACAGAAGCACUUGUUCAAAAACGAUUUAUAUAUUGUGCUCUUUUUUAACUGAAGCCAUUAUACAAGUUUUUGGGCUGCGUCAAAAAGGCCUACGUUCCACAUGGAGUCCUUUUGACCCGAUUUGUUCAAACUU
Thamnophis elegans (Western terrestrial garter snake) is the source of this 4392-nucleotide messenger RNA. RefSeq names its product nuclear factor of activated T cells 3 (gene NFATC3). The record is from RefSeq and is a predicted model, not a curated record. Bases 213 to 3488 code for a protein of 1091 amino acids. Gene Ontology annotation, biological process: regulation of transcription by RNA polymerase II; cytokine production; calcineurin-NFAT signaling cascade. Gene Ontology annotation, cellular component: transcription regulator complex. NCBI's taxonomy places the organism in Eukaryota, Metazoa, Chordata, Lepidosauria, Squamata, Natricidae. The transcript is spliced from 10 exons. Gene Ontology annotation, molecular function: RNA polymerase II cis-regulatory region sequence-specific DNA binding; transcription factor binding; DNA-binding transcription factor activity, RNA polymerase II-specific.